This is a messenger RNA of Mya arenaria, 3768 nucleotides long. RefSeq lists its product as uncharacterized. The record is from RefSeq and is a predicted model, not a curated record. The transcript has 2 exons. Gene Ontology annotation, molecular function: ubiquitin-protein transferase activity; zinc ion binding. Gene Ontology annotation, cellular component: nucleoplasm; chromatin. The coding region runs from base 174 to 1868 and encodes 564 amino acids. Lineage: Eukaryota; Metazoa; Mollusca; Bivalvia; Myida; Myidae. Gene Ontology annotation, biological process: positive regulation of DNA-templated transcription.
UGCGUAGUCAAAACUUGUCAUAGCAAAGGCGGUUCACAGAUAUGCGGAUAUAUUUUGCAUAUGAAAGUUUCAUUGUAGGUGCUCAAUAACAGGAUAGUGUUGAUAUAUUUAACAGUGUUUAAAAGACAUAUUUCAGUUUAAAUGAACAGUAAUUUAACGAGAAGAGGACAGAAAUGGCCGCUGGUGGUUCAUCUAUUUACAAAGGUUCUGACUUGAUUCAUGACUACAGUUGUUCAAAGUGUGAGGAAAAUUAUCUUAACACUGAAGCCCAACACUUCUGUUCAGGUUGUGAACACUAUCUGUGUGACAAGUGUGUGAAUUUACAUAAUGGCUAUCAUAACAAACAUACUGUGUACGGCCGUGGAGACAUUCAGAAGUGGGUGGGGUUCUCCUUGGACAGAUGUGAUGUUCAUGGUGACAAGCUGACGGUCCACUGUGAUGACCACCAGGAACUUUGCUGCAGCGUCUGUGUGGCCCUUAACCACAGGCAGUGUUACAGUAUCAGUCAUCUGCCUGACCUGGCUAAAGGUAUCCUGAAAACAGCCGAGUACAAGCAGCUAUCAGGAACAGUGGACAGUAUAAGGGGCAGGCUAGAUGAGCUGGGGAAUGCCAUGAUGAUAGAUCAAGCCUCACUGAAGGACUCGCACAAGAACAUCAUUGCUAAAAUCAAGUCUUUCCGUUAUAAGAUAAACAAAAUCCUGGACAGGCUUGAGAAGAAAACAGUUGAACAGUUAGAUGGGCUGGUGGAAGAUUUGGAGAAGACUAUUAAAUAUGAUUUGGAAUCUUGUCUCAAUAUGAAUGACCAACUCAAGACCAUAAUGGAAAAGCUCCAGCAGACCACUGGCAAACACAAGGAUACCAAGUCUUACAUUUGGUUCAGGAAAUGUCAGAACAAGUUGAAUGAAGUUAAAAGUCGUAUGCAAGAAAUACAGAAGAUGCCAAUAGAAUUAAUAAGGUUCGACUCGGAUGAAAGCAUACUGCCAUUUCUCAGUAACCUUAACAAUUUCGGCAAUGUUGACAAUGGUCAUUCCGUACCAGUGAGAAGUGCCGCUCAUAUGUACAAGGCUCUGGGUUCAACUAAUUAUUCUGUUCGAAUGGAAGAAGAGAAAACAUGUUGUAUUGUAGGUAUAUGUGAGUUACCAAGUGGAGAGGUUGUUAUUGCUGAUCAAGCCAACAAUAGAGUGAAGCUUCUGAACAACCAAUACCAAGUCACUGAUCACAGUGAUCUACCUCGUUAUCUACAUGACCUGUGUCUCACUGCAGAUGAUGUAAUAGCUGUAGCUGUUGAUGACAGACAUUAUAUAUACAAGUAUAAUAAACAUGAGAUCCACUUCCUCUCGGUGACAAGAGGGAAGAUAGCGACACUGAGAAUGUUCACCACACACAUGGACUGUCGUUCCAUAGCCCACAACCAGGGCCAACUAUAUAUAAGUUCCGGUAAUGCCCUGAAAAAGUUCACCGUAGGUGGAAUACCGGUAAAGACGAUUUACGAGGACAUGUCAUGUAAAGGAACAGUAGUCAAGUGUGCUGUUAGUCCAGAUGGAAAGGUAAUUUAUGUAACAAACAAUACUAAACGUGAAUUAAUAACACUGAAUGAAUUUGGACAGGUGCUGUUCAAAUUUAAAGAUCCUGAACUUCAGAGGCUCAGUGGACUGUGUGUCAGCCCCAGUGGCCUUAUGUUUGUGUGUGGGAGGAAGUCCAACACUGUGCUACAGAUGGACAGAGACGGGAGACUGAAGCUAGCCACAGUGGCCAGAAAAGCUUAUGGUCUGUGUGUACCUUGGUCAGUGUACUUCAGUGAACAAACUUCCAGCCUGAUUAUUGGAAAUUAUCGUCAGGACCAGAUAAUUGUUGUCAAGUUGUGUUAAACAUGUGAGGGAGAUUCAGCAAGGACGACAGUGGUAUUUUCAUGUUAUCUGCAAUUUAUAUAAAUUACUAUAUUUUUGUGUUCUUAGGUUUUGUCAUAUAUAUACCGGUAUUGUAUUGUUUAAAUAUUGUAUGUAUUGGUAUGUUUGACAUAUUUUAUCACGUAUAUACGAAAUAUUCUCGGCUUUGGUGAUUUAUGUUAAUAUGUUAAUAUAAGUUUUUUUUGUUUGAAUUGCGCAUUUUGAAAUAAUAUACAACUUACUUACUUACUUCUACUGUAUUAUGAAUUAUUAUACGUUACAUGUUUUGGUGUGAGUUUUAUUCAUUUUUAUAUAUAUCCUGUCUCAUUAUCAUAAAGUAAUAUAGUUUUAUUACCAGAUGAAAUUUGGUAAUUUUUUCUAUACUUUGAAGAAUAUGUGUAGUUUUUAUCAAUAUGAUUUUAAACGCUUGUUAUCGUUAUGUGUUUUUAACUCGCUCUUUUGAAGCGGAAUUUUGAAAUGUUUAUUCUCCAUUCAUGUCUUUGCUUUUAAAAAGGUUAUUUAUUGAUUUCCACACUGGUUUUAUUUCCUUACAGUAAUUAAAAGAUGUUCCAUUGUUACAAUAUGAUUUUUUUAAAGUUGCACAAACUUGCUUUAAUUUCAUUUGGAUCUAUCGAUGUAUUAAAACAUUUAAUUCCCAAAAUUUCGGCCACUGUGAUAUCUACAUUAUUAGCAUUUUACUACUCUGCAGUUUCAUGCAGUUUGUUUAAUAUUGUUUUGGGUCGUUGCCAUGAUUUUGAUAGAAGUCUGUUGACAAUCGUAUAUUUGUUGUAUGCGAAAUGCUUUGUAUUUAAUAGGGAUACAUAUUUCAGAUAGUGUUGAUUGAGUUGAUAUAUUGACUGAAAUGUUUCAAAGCCAUGAAAAUGUUUUGAUCAGAGACCAAAUAGUUGCAACAUAAAUUUAACCCUCAUUUCAACCCAGGCUUCGUAAGAAAAUAUUUGAUUACCAAGAUAAAUAGACUCAUUAUUCGUCCAUUGUUUUUUUUUACAAAAUCUUGAUCAUAGUCUUGACUUGUAAAAUAAAUCAUAAUUUAUUACAUAUUUUAGUUUGAUAUUCGAACACUGUUUAUAAAAAAAAAAUACUGAUAUAUAAAGUAUGGUUUACGGAUUUUUUUUAUAUUUCAGAUAGACUUGUUGAAUACUUUGAUAGAUUGACGGAAAUGUUCCAAAGUCACGAACACGCUUUGACCGGUGGUUAUAUAGUUGCCAAAGAAAAUAACCCCCUCCCCACGUAAAAGAAUGUUUGAUAUUAAAUUAUUGAAUUUAUUUUUCCAGUCUAUCAUCCACCCUUCCAAAAAAUAUCGAACGGAUUCUUUACUUGAAUCAUUGAAGUUAUACUUUGUUUCGUGUUUUAACAACGAUAUUCCAACAUCGUUGAUUUGUUAAUUGUUUGUCUACUCAUAGAUAAAACUCCGGAUUUAAGGAACAACUUUAAUCUGUCCGAGGGAUUUUGUUAUAACCAUACUUGAUUGUAUUUCUUUUAUAUAUUUUAUGCGACACAUUUCUGUGAAAUCAUUAUUAUGAUUGUUUUUAAACGUAUUUUUCAUUGUUGUGUCAACGUUAUUCUUUUUAUCUUUUACCAGACGGCAUUGCUCUCUUAUUGCUAAAUCUGCACAUGUUAAAGUGUGACACCAUUCGAUUGCUUAUCACAACAUAUUAUUCUUACAGGAAGUUACCGUUUCAUUUUGUCAACUGACGUUGUUCUCAUUUUGCUUGAUUGACUACAAUCAUAACAUAUUAGUUUCUUUAUCAUUUGGACUUAAUAUAUUUGAUUUUUUUUAAGAAAAUAUAUUUAAAUGCGUAUGCCUUUGUAAUGCACACUAUUUGUAUUUCUGAUAAUCAUUCAAAUAAAUUCUUCUUUCAAA